Rhizophagus irregularis DAOM 181602=DAOM 197198 is the source of this 3632-nucleotide messenger RNA. RefSeq lists its product as uncharacterized. Lineage: Eukaryota; Fungi; Glomeromycota; Glomeromycetes; Glomerales; Glomeraceae. Gene Ontology annotation, molecular function: ubiquitin binding; DNA binding; chromatin binding. Gene Ontology annotation, biological process: negative regulation of gene expression via chromosomal CpG island methylation. The record is from RefSeq and is a predicted model, not a curated record. Gene Ontology annotation, cellular component: nucleus.
CUUCAUUACCUUGUUAAAGACGAGCAGAGAAUGUUGCAUCUAAACGAUCCUGAGACUCGUGGAGAAACCUCCAGAGUCGCUGUACCUUGUACUUCACGUGUUCCAUGUCAGGAUGUGAAUGGUCAUGAUGCAAAGUUAGGUCAAUCACAUUCGCUUAUUGGGGAUGAUCAAACAUUUACGAUCGAUGAUAUUGGGCCUUCUUUUGAAUAUGAUCCUGAAUUGCCUAAACUGAAUAAAUUUUCUGUAUCAGUUAAAUCAAAGACAAAUGGACCAAAUGUUUUUGUAGAAGUCCCCGCGCUGAAAAAGGUGCGAACUGCUUAUAAAGAUCUGGAUGAAGUCACAGAAAGAUUUACUGAGGAACAAUGCAUUAACUUCCUAAUGGCCGAUUCUACAGUAAGUGAUACUAUGAGUGACGAUGAUACAGAGUAUUUCAGUAUCGAAAAUUUCGUUGUUUACGAUAAAAAUGGCGAGAUUGUCGAUUUUUGGGUAGAAUAUGAUUUCCGUAGUUCUGAAUUGUAUUGGGAUGGGAUACUUGUUGAAGGUGAUAAAAGGAUUACAUGCGUGGGGGUAAAUUAUAAAAAAUUCACUAUAGAAGGAUAUGGUGUUAAUCAUAAUGAAAUCAUAAUUUGGUUUGAAUCUUCUGUUCGCGAAAAUCUUUGGUAUAAAGUCGUGUCAACUUUACCAGAAUACGCUCAAAUUUGGAAGAGUUUUGUGUGGAGGGUAUAUCUGACUAAAUACGUAUUGGAUUGGAUUCAUACGAAUCCGUCAGUGCUAUUUAAGGAUUUGGAAUUACAAUUUUAUAAUUGGAUUCACAACUCUCGUAGUGGAGACCCGUUUUAUGAAGAAUGGAUUUCUAAAUUAAAUCCUCAAACGCGAGAUUUUAGGCAUCUCGUGAUUAAUAACAUGUAUUUAAUUUGGCAUGAGGCUUAUUUUCUCGGUCCAGAUUAUUCCGAAAAGCCAUUUUUUCAAGACGAAUGGAGUCCAGGAAGAUAUUCUUCCAAUACUAGUACUAUUGGCAAGAACUUGGAAAAAACUACAGUCACGCCAACCGUAUACAAAUGGUUUAAUGACUUAUUUCCAAACCUUCUGAAUGUGAUAGAACCGGACAAUUGUGAUGAAUUGAAAGGUAGUCCAUCAAAGAAUGUAGGAUGUAAUAUAAGGGAAUAUAAAGAACUCAAGCACAAAGGAGUUCCGAUUUUCCGAGGGUUAAUCUCGAAGAGUAAGAAAAAUUAUAAUCGGGUGCAAAUUGAUGAUGUUGUGAUUAACGUUGGAGAUUGUUGUGAAAUUUAUCCCGAUGAUUCUGUUGGGCCAGAUGUUCGCUGGAUAUGUUAUAUUACCGAAAUCACAAAAGUUAACAACAGUGGUGCUAUUAAAUUCGUGUGGCUCUAUUCAAGAAAAGACACGCUUCUUCAGAAUUUGGAUAAAGAUUUAUUUUCGAAUAAGUCAAAAGAGCUAUUUUUUACUUUACACUGUGAAUGUGUUAAAUUUUGGCCAAUUAGUCGUAUUAAGAGAAAGAUUUUAGUGCAUUUUGGGAAAUCUAAAUGUCCUGAAUCAAACAAUGAAAAUGUUUUCUUUUGUAAGUAUGCUUAUCUUCCAAUGGCGAAAGAAGGAAGUUUUAUCACGUUCCAUGAAGUCAUGACCUAUCCAAACGAAGAAGACGGACUUUGCUGUGGCUGUGGAGAUAAUGAUGACAAAUUUGCAAUUUUUAGAAAGAAAUAUGAACGUGAUGAUUGCAUUUUAAUAAAACCAUUCGAAGGAGAUAUCAAAGAACUUUAUACUGUUUGCAAGAUCGAGAGUAUUAAUGAGGAAGAGGGUUAUGUAACUCUCCGACGCUUUUAUAGGCUAACAGAAUUGUCACAGAAAAAAUAUGGUACAGCAAAAAAUGAACUAUUAUUUUCGGAUUAUUUAUUCAAUUUUGAUAGAUUUCACGAUGUUGUUCGAAGUUGCCAUGUUGAAUUUUUACCGCUUGGUGAAGAAAAACCUGUCAACUUGCUUCAUCGUGGUACUGGGGAACACUUCUAUUUUUCGAAAAUAUACUUUCGAAGAACAAAAACAAUAAAAAAUCCUGAUUCAAAUAUGAUGGAAUAUUUCUCUAAAAUUUUCCCGGAUUGGUACUACAAAGUUGAGCCGUGUACCAAAUUAAAGUGUCUUGAUCUUUUUUGCGGGGGUGGUUCGUUGGGAAGAGGAUUCGAAGACGCAGGAUUUGUAGAGUGCAAAUGGGCGAUAGAUACCAAUGAAACUGCUAUGAAAACUUAUAUGCAUAAUUCUAAACAAGGGGAUGUUGUGCUUAUUAACGAAAGUGUUAAUAAAAUUCUCGCCAACGCUAUGAAAAAUAAAAAUAAUCAGAAUUUACCAAAUAAGGGUGAGGUUGAUAUAAUGUUGGCAGGAUCGCCUUGUCAGGGUUUUUCGCGCAUAAACAAACACCAGGAUACUGAUAGAAGCAUGACUAAUAAUUCAUUAGUUGCUUCCGUUGCAUCAUUUGUCGAUUUUUAUCGGCCACGAUUUUUACUACUUGAGAAUGUAGCAACUAUUUAUCGUAAACUUGUAUUUUUUAGGUUGAUAGGAUGCUUACUUGAAAUUGGGUAUCAAAUUAAAGUUGGUCUAAUUUCAGCCAUACAACAAGGUUGUGCUCAAGAAAGAAAUCGUAUUUUUCUUUGGGCUGCAGCACAUGGUGAAGUUUUACCGGGCCAUCCACCAGUUUCACAUAUGCAUUCCAACUUUUUUUUUAAAUCGUAUCGAAAUUUGUUUAAUUUAGGAAAUAGCACAAGCUUAGAAGGUUUGUCUAACGUAUCUAUGACAAGCUUUACGAUGAAUACGGUUGGAGAAAUUACUUAUGACCUUCCAAAGUUAGAUACCGGAAACUACUGGUAUCCUAUCUAUCCGGACCACGUUGCUACUAUUAAUAGUUAUAAGAUCAAGGAGAUCCUAAGGAGGAUCCCCACUUACCCUCCUGGAUCAGACUAUUAUUCAGCUCUAGAUAGGGGAAUGAUACCCGAUAGACUUAGGAAGGAAGAAUAUGAUUCAAAACGCGUGAAUCAUUUCGGCGGAGAAAAGUAUAAAUUCUGCCAGCGUAUUGAAAAAGAUGACGUAUUCUCAACUAUAUGUACCUCAAUGAGAUGUAACGGCUUUCAUCCAAGAAUCGUGCACUUCGAAGAACCUAGGGUCAUAAGUGUUCGAGAGGCCGCAAGAGCUCAAGGUUUUCUCGAAACAGAUAUUCUAUGUGGUAACAUAGCCGAUCAAUAUAAAGUGGUUGGUAAUAGUGUUCCGAGAAAUAUUGCCUUUGCUCUUGGGCUUCAGUUAGGAAGAGCGCUGACAGACCAUGAGCACGAACACCUUCCCAAAAAUCAUUAUGAAUUAUGGAAUGAUUAUUAAAUACAAUAAUUUUUAGAUUAUCAUAAAUCUAUAUUUGCUUAAUUGCUUAAACCAUAAAAUGCGUUCAUUAAAGUCGAUCUAAUCGACAGAUACUCUAAUCACGUGAGAUUCAUUUAUCAGCCAAUUAUAGUUCAUCCAAUCAUAAACUGACAUAAAUUACUGUUCAAACAAUGCAAAUCUGAAAAAAUGAGUCCUCUUUAAAUACUUACUUGAGUAAAUCCUUGGGUAGGGUUUCUUCCCAAUUUGCGAAAGAGAGAUUU